UGACGCAAACUGUGUGUGGUUUUGCUGUCAAUCCUGUAAGCAAUCAAAGCAAGAUUUAGCCAAAGUUUACUUGGAUACCUUCUUUACGGUUUUUAGCUCCCUUGCUCAAACAGAAGAACAAAUCGUAAGGAAUUAAGAACAGCGGAAGUGUGUUAUUAUCUAUCCAUAUGUUAACACAGUUGUACCUCUAAAAGGGCGAAGCGCUUUAGCUUAGCUAGCUAGCACUAGGCUACCAUGUAAAGAGACAAACAGGGGGUUGUGAACUGGAGCAAUGUGACGAUUAACCAGACCAGGAAAACACGACUUAAAUGACUUAUUCUCUGGUCAUGCGACCGCUACGUAUACACGACAGCUGCUUGGAAAUAGCUGAUAUCUACAGAAAGCCCGAGCUGGUCACUCAUCCUCCGUCCUGGGAGCCUUAAAAGAGACCAAACACAGCAGCAGUGUAGCCAUAUUAGCUGCAUGAUGGAGUGAUGCAAACAUUAGCUGGCAGGCAUGGAGGGGGUCGAGCGAGAAGCUUCUGUGGAGAAGAGUGGCAGUCUGGCAGAGCUGACUGUCGUGCAGAGUGUAGCUUUGGAUGGCCUUAAUGAAGAUGAAAGGUCAUUGCAGUCUGACCUCACUUAUCCUCAAAUCACGGAGGACACAACCUGGUUAAUGGUUCAGGAAGGAGAAUCGACCUCCUCUGAGCUGCAGGAGAUCGGCUCUGUAUCGGGAGAGGAAGGGGAAACUAAAGAGGCUGUGGACAAUCGAUGUGUUGAGGAUGGAGAGGAAGCUAAAAAGGAUGAACUACAGAACAACAACAGUGCUCCUGUAACAACAAGCACAUGUCCAGAGCCGCUGCAGAGCUCCACUCUCUCGUUGUCUGAUCAUUUAAAGUUGGGCCGGGAUGACUCUGAAGGUACGGGAAUAAAUGUGGAGUGCAAGAUAUGUGGGGACAAAGCUUCAGGGUUCCACUAUGGUGUACAUGCCUGCGAGGGCUGCAAGGGUUUUUUUAGACGCACCAUUCGUAUGAAACUAGAGUAUGAGCGGUGUGAACGGACCUGUCGGAUCCAAAAGAAAAGUCGCAAUAAAUGCCAGUACUGCCGAUUCCAAAAGUGUCUGGCCCUCGGCAUGUCCCAUGAUGCUAUUCGAUAUGGCCGUAUGCCAGAGGCAGAGAAGAAGAAGCUGGUGGCAGGACUGCUAGCAGGAGAGAAGAGUCUGCUGAGCCCUGGAGGCUCUGAUCUCAAAACUUUGGCAAAGCAUGUCAACACUGCCUACCUGAAAAACGUCAUUAUGACCAAGAAGAAAGCACGAAGCAUUCUCACUGGAAAAACCAACUGUACCCCGCCCUUUGUGAUUCAUGAUAUGGACUCAUUGUGGCAAGCAGAGAAUGGUUUAGUAUGGAACCAGCUCAAUGGUUCCCCCCCAAACAAAGAAAUUGGAGUGCAUGUCUUCUACCGCUGCCAGUGCACUACAGUGGAAACUGUUCGAGAGCUAACAGAGUUUGCCAAAAAUAUCCCUGGUUUUGUAGAACUCUUCCUCAAUGAUCAGGUAACUUUGUUAAAAUAUGGCGUCCAUGAGGCCAUUUUUGCAAUGCUACCGUCACUCAUGAAUAAAGACGGUCUCCUGGUAGCCAAUGGAAAGGGCUUUGUGACGAGAGAGUUUCUGCGUAGUCUGCGCAAACCCUUCAGUGAAAUUAUGGAACCCAAGUUUGAAUUUGCUGUGAAGUUCAAUGCCCUGGAGCUGGACGAUAGUGACCUGGCCCUGUUUGUUGCAUCCAUUAUACUGUGUGGAGACCGCCCCGGACUCAUGAAUGUGAAGCAGGUUGAGCAGAUUCAGGACAGCAUCCUCCAAGCUCUGGACCAGCACCUCCAGACUCAGCAUCCUGAGUCAGUCCACCUCUUUCCCAAACUGCUACAAAAAAUGGCUGACCUGAGGCAAUUGGUCACAGAGAACGCUCAAUUGGUCCAGAUGAUUAAGAAGACUGAAUCCGAGACAUCACUCCAUCCGCUUCUACAAGAAAUCUAUAAAGACAUGUAUUAAGUCUUAUGCCCUAGGACUUUAAAACUGAAUUAAGAGACAUGGUGCACACAGGCGUCCAUGGUGCUGCAGAUACCAAGGAAUUUUAUAUUGCAAUUAUAGAGUUUUAAAAAUGCUUUGUUUAAAAACUGACUUAUUUUCCCAUUGGGGCGGGGCUUUUUCCAAAAGAUAUUUGUGAAGGUCAACCUGUUUUUAUUGAUAAACACAUUAAUCUCACUCAGAAUAUAACAGUAUUUUGAUAAGAUUUGUGUGUUAUAUAGACAUACUUUUUCUAUUUGUGCCCAAUUAACUAGACUUUAAUUGAAAAUAAUUUUUACUAAGUAUUAGUUAAGUAUAUUAUUUUACAUAUUUCGAAGCUGCUGUGCAUGUUCGAAUCCCUGGUAAUGCUGUAGCCUCUCAGAGGAGUAGGAGGGAUGGGUGGCAUUCUAGCACUCUUACAUUAUUCAUGGCGACAGAAACGAAUCAUGGGCAUCUGUGAGGUCAAGCAAACGUAAGGAGUGCGUACAACUGUUUCCUGGGAGUGUUACACCACCCCUACAGUGCAUGAGCAACUACGUUGGGCUGGCAUCAAGUGUCUCAGAGGAAACACGUGAUAUCCUCUGCCCUCAUUGGUGGGUGGUUGUAGUCUUGAUCGGAGAGUGCCUUAGUUGAUGGGUAGGAAUUGGCUACUAUUAUGGGAGAAAAUCUAAAGGCCAAAUAAAGGCCAGAAGUAUCCAACGCAUUAGGAAGUACUUAGAAAGAUAAGGAAAUUAUUUCACUUUACUCAGGUGUUGAGUAACUGCCUGACUUUUUUUUGUUCUACAGUUACUUGCUUUACAUUUGUAAUAUAAAUGAAAUAGCCAUGUUAAAUUUACAAUGACCUUGAAUUUUAAGUUAAUUCAAUAUGCACAUAGAACACAGUUUGAUGAGUUAUUUCAUUUGUCUGGCACUAUGAGGGGCAUUGGAGUCAAACCGGGACUUUUAAUUGUGCAGAAUAACAGAACACUAUGAGAGUAAAAACUAGCUUUAUUUCUCUACAAAAAUUCACAUCCGUUUUACUGGUGGUUGGCCGCCUUCUUUAUGUCUUAAACGCUGGCCUCCCAGAAACUCCUUAAGUGGUCCAAACAUUUGGAAACUGCUUGGAGUGAGUUCAGGACUGCGAGAUGAGGCAAUAACUUGCAGCCAAGUUAUUGUAAUAAACAACUGGUUGUCGUGAUUGUGUGUACAGUGAUGUCAUGAUUGGGUGUACAAUUCCCCAGACAGAACCGUCUAUUCCACAAGUUACUAACUAGUCAUUGGUUGACUUUCAAGGAUCAAGCGCUCCACUCCCUUACAGCGUUUGCACCAUUCAAGUAUUUUACAUCAGCUAUGAAUCUCAUCACCAUACUGUGCUUGACGUCUUCUUUAAAUGUCAAUUGAUUCAUUCAUGAGAAAUUUCAUCCCGGUUUGACUUGUGUACCCCUCGUAUGUACUGUUUCACAUGUUUAUUGGAAAUUGUAUAACUGUCUUGAUUCAUUUGGUUUCUUAAAGGUAUAGGUUGUACUUUGAAACUAAAUAUUGAUUGUUCCCCUAUUAGUAGUGCAAAGAUUUUCACAAUGCAGUUUCAGAUUUACUGUUUAGAAAGACCUAGUACACCAAGUGAUUUUUAUAAUGGCAGCAUAUCUAAAAAUCAAUAAUUAGUUUUUGGUCCCAUUUAGAACAACACGAUGCAGAUGAUGGACAAAUACAAAGCAGACAAUUCUCAAUUAUAUAUAUUUUUUAAGAGAGUUAAUAGCAUAAGUCAUGUUUGUUUAUUCAUUUAUCUAGUUACCCUAACAUACACAUAUGAUUUAGUCUUUUAACAAAUCCUAAUCAUGUCAUGAGUUUUAUGUAUCGGCCCAAACAUAGUAUUUCUAAAAAUUAUUUAGAACCUUUAGAUAUUAACCCUAUUAAUAUGAAACUUGGUUGUACAUUACAACUGAUUUCAUGUCUAUAAGAUAUUCCAUCUUUUUCCCUGAAUUUAACCAUGUCCUUUUUGUUGGCAUUUGAAUUUUUGUCUUUAAAUGUGUUAAAAUGAUUUACACUUGCUGCUGUAAAAACUGAAGAGCACAAUAUAAAUGACCUGUAUGAACAA
Molecule: messenger RNA, 4111 nt
Organism: Clarias gariepinus (North African catfish)
Lineage: Eukaryota; Metazoa; Chordata; Actinopteri; Siluriformes; Clariidae
Gene: ppardb
Product: peroxisome proliferator-activated receptor delta b
Exons: 8
Coding region: 496-2022 (508 amino acids)
Biological process (GO): regulation of lipid metabolic process; negative regulation of inflammatory response; positive regulation of transcription by RNA polymerase II
Cellular component (GO): nucleus
Molecular function (GO): nuclear receptor activity; zinc ion binding; RNA polymerase II cis-regulatory region sequence-specific DNA binding
Source: RefSeq, a predicted model, not a curated record